UCGCGUCACAGUGACGGCCACCGUGUCCUGGGGAACCGUCUGAGCGGCUUGAGAAAGCAGAGGCCCACUGCGGCAGUGCCUCACGUUGGGCGACGGCCCCCCACUCACGGCGAUUGUCGCCACGGUCCCGCGAUUUCCGGAGUCUGGCUGGACAAACCAGGCGGAGAAAACGUCCAGCGGAGCUUCAGGGAUGCCCAGGGCGAUGGAUCCCCAAGGAUCCCCCAGAUGCUUCAGGCCCGCCCAGACGGUGUUGGGGUGCGUCUCCUUGAAAGCUGUCCCUACUGGGAUUUGCAGCUCCAGCCCCAGACCCUACAGUCACUGCGAUGUUGAUGCCUAAGAAGAACCGGAUUGCCAUUUAUGAGCUCCUUUUUAAGGAGGGAGUCAUGGUGGCCAAGAAGGAUGUCCACAUGCCUAAGUACCCAGAGCUGGCAGACAAGAACGUGCCCAAUCUUCAUGUCAUGAAGGCCAUGCAGUCUCUCAAAUCCAGAGGCUAUGUGAAGGAACAGUUUACCUGGAGACAUUUCUACUGGUACCUUACCAAUGAGGGUAUCCAGUAUCUCCAUGAUUACCUCCAUCUGCCCCCAGAGAUCGUGCCUGCCACCCUAUGCUGCAGCCAUCCAGAGACAGGGAGGCCUCGGCCAAAAGGUCUGGAAGGUGAGGGACCUGCAAGACUCACAAGAGGGGAAGCUGACAGAGAUACCUACAGACGGAGUGCUGUGCCACCUGGUGCCAACCAGAAAGCCGAGGCGGGGGCUGGGUCAGCAACCGAAUUCCAGUUUAGAGGCAGAUUUGGUCAUAGACGUGGUCAGCCAUCUCAGUAAAAUUGGAGAGGAUUAUUUUGCAUUGAAUAAACACAGCUAAAAAAAUAAAAUAGAAAGAAAGAAAACUAGUAACUUUCUAUAACAUUCAUACAAAGAGGAGACACAGGGUCUUACUCAUUUUUCUAAGCCUAAAUACGAGAGUCAAUAUCUCUUCCACUGGCUGGUUCAACUCACAAGGAAUGCUAAUCAUUAUUGAACCUGUGAGCUGAACCAAGGUAUAUGUUACAAUGGCACCUCUUAGUAGGGAGCAAGCAGGAAAGACACAUCACCUAGGUGCUAGGCCAUGGAUAUGUCACAGUCUUUUCAGAAAGCAGAGACCAGGCUGGAGAGUCACAUCAUUAGCAUGCUUAGCCAAGAAUAUUUUAAAAUCUCCUCCUGAAAGCCAUGUAACAGGAACAAAAUCACCUCAUCUGGGUGCUGGGCCCAGCAGUAUGUCACAAUGCUCUCUGUGGGAAAAUCCCACGCAGGAGAGACACAUCAAUUGGUUCAUGGGUGCAGAAAUAAGUCACAAUUUGUCUUGUUGGCAACAUUCAGGCAGAAAAAGAGUCACAAUUCUGAGGUGAUGGCUGCAGACAUACGUCACAGGCUCUCACUGCAGGCAGGGCUCAGGCAGGAGCCUCACAUCCCCUAGGUUCUGGGCCUAGUGAUGUGUCCUGGUACCCAAAAUAUGUGGGGCAAAGCAAAAAGAGGAGAGUUUCAUCAUCUAGAAUCAGAGACCAGGGACAUGUCACAUUUCUUUUUUCUGGCAGUGCCCUGAUGAAAGAGAAGAGUCCCAUCACCGUGUUUCUGGGUACAGCAAUACAUCACAAUCCCUUCUUGGUCAGAGCCCAAGUGGUAGAAGAAAGUCAGAUCACUUAGGUCCUGGGUUCAGAAAUAUGUCAGGAUACCUAGGAGGAGAGGGCACAGGAAAGAGAGUCAAAAGAAAUAUGUCACAAUCACACCUGCAGAAACAUCCAGGGAUGGAAAUAACCAUCAUCCCCAUGUCCCAGUUCUAGGUAUGAGUCAAUACAUUCUGUAUGUUGGGUCUCAGCACAUGAGUACAAUCUCAACAAGGGACAGGAUCCUUACAUGACAGCCACAAUCCCUCCUCUGCACUGUAUUAUUUUCAAAGGGUCACACCCUCACAGGUGUGCUGAAUCUUGGUCAGGUGGGUUGCUGACUCUCCACAUACGAGAGUCAGUUUUCAACUUCUGACUGAGUCUGGGCAUGAGAUUCAAGACCUUAACACCAGCUGUGUUCAUGUAGCUGGAUGACAAUCUUUACUGUAGGCUGGGUGUGCAUGCAUGUAUCACAAUCUCAUUUGUAUGCCUUGCCCUGUAGGCUAUGGAUUGACUUAUAGAUUGAGAAUGAUUUUGGAUUUGGAACUGUGGCUCUCUUGCAGGGAUAUAGUCCACUGUUAAGAUUGUGACUCAUGUACUUGGAACCAACUCAAAUUAGAUCUCUUGACUUUUGUACAUGAAGUCAGAAAAUGUGUGGAAUUUUGAAUCUCAUUUCUACACCUUCUUGCUGUGUUACUGUGACAGGUACCUUUGCCCAGUGUCUGAGUGAUUUGAUUAUCCUGCCUAAGUAAAGCUGUCAAAAUAAAAUUGUGAUAUAUACCUGGGCCAGGCAUUUAAAUUAUUUUGCUUUCCUGCAUUGGCCUUGUCCUCAGGAAAAAAUUCAACAUAUCAAUGGUCCUAUAACCUAGGUUACAUAAUCAUCCGCUUCUGCCUGGGCCAUACCAACAGAGAUGGUUGUAGCAUAUAACUGAGCCAAUCACCUAAGUGGACUUUGCUCUUUUGUGUGGGCUUUGCCACAGUGCGGGUUGUGACUUAUAACUGAGCCCUAUGCAUAAAUGAUAUGACUCUCCUGCCUUGGCCCCUCCAAAAGGAGGCAUUGUGAUAUAUCAAUAGGCUCAUCAACUAAGUACUGUGACUCUCCCCUCUUACCUGAGCCUUGUCCACAGGGUGACAUAUUACUGUGCCCUACAGAUAAAUAAUGUGUCUUUCCUGCAUGAACCUGACCAAUGAAGGCAUGGAGACACACUGCUGGGCCCAAUACCUAGGUUAUGUGACUUUUCUGCCAUGGCCUUGCCCACAGAGGGGAUAUCCACAUGUUUUUGGUGCAGCAUUCAGGUGAUCUGAUUAUCUUUUCUGCACUAUUCACACAGGCUAAUUUUGACAUAUAGUUUUCCGAGCUCACAGACAUUACAAUUACACUCAUAUGAGAACCCAGAUAAUAGGAUGAUUUUGAGGCUCUUAGCUAGACAUCAGGCAGUAGGUAAAGUCCUGGGUUUCCUACUUUUAGAAGGGUCACAGUGAUGUAUGAAAUUCAUACGUUUUCUAUAAACACUUUUUGUGCUACAGAGAAUUUAAUAACACGGCUGAGCACACAGGUGAGAUUGUGACUCUCACAGGCACACCAAGCCAACAAUUAGGAGUGUCACUUCCAAACCUAAAAGAAACACACUGGUGAGCUUCUGGACCUCACAUGCAGAUAGAGUCCACAGUUAAAAGUCUGACUGCCAUGCGUACAUCUGGAAACAGGUUGAACAGUGACUGAUUUCUGGACCCAACUCAGAGGCACAGUGAUUAGUUGCAUACCUGGACCUAGCCAACAGGAGAGAUGUUGACUCUCAUAGGUAGCCUUAAAGCAAUGGGCAAGGUCCUGGGCUUUCUACUUGUAUGAAGGUCAUGGAAGAUUACAAAACUCAUGCAUAGUGUAUGGCCCCUUCUGGUGGUACAGGGAGUGUCAUAACAGAUCCCAGUACAAAGCAAAAUUUGUGAUCCUCAUAGUUGUACCCAAACACAAGAGAACUGUCACUUCCACACAUGAACAGAGACCACAAGUGAGGUCCUGAGUAUCACAUGUGCAUACUCUCCACAGUUCAAAUUGUGACUGUCAUACCUGAAUCUGGCCAGAGGUAGGAUGGUGACUUCUUUCUGCACCCAACUUGCAGGCACAGUGAGAACUGUCAUGUCUGAACCUAGCCAAUAAGAGAGAUGUUAGCUCUCAUUCCUGUGCUUAUGACAGUGAAUAAUAUCAUGAGUUCAUACCAGCACGUAGAUCUCAGUGUGGACUGUGACUUUCAAGCAUAUCAUAGAAAGCCCUCAGGUGGCACCAAGUGUGUGAUAACAGGGCCCAGUUUACAGGUGAGAUAGGGAUCCUCAUAUGCAAACCCAGUUUACAGUAAGGAUUUUCACCCUCUUAAACAGACACAGCCCAUUGUUCAGGUUCUGAAUCUCACACUUUGAGGCAGCUAAAAGUUGGAAUUGUGAGUCUCAUACAUGGAUCAGGUUCACAGAUGAGAUAAUGACUCUCAGACCAAGACACAUCACACCUCUGAGGCUGUGACUCUACUACUAAGACACAAUCUGAAGCUUGAAUUGAGGUUCCCAGGCACCAAUCUAUCCCAAUACCUAGAUUCAGAUUCUGACUCACAUAAAUGAACUGAACACACAGGAGGUGCUGACUCAUCCUUAGAGCUGGACAUGUUUGGGAUUUUUUAUCUCAUCCCUGGACUUUUGUGGAAGUGUGAUUGUGACAUAUGCUUUUGCCCAUAUCCUGAGUGAUAUUUGUUUUCUGACUGGGCCCAGCCCACAGAUAAAAUUGUGACGUAUACCAAGGCCACGCACCAAGGUAAUAUGACUGUCCUCAUCGGCCUGAACCUGUCACUUCGAAGUGGUUAUUACAUAUUUCUGAAUACAACAUCUGGUGAUGUGACUCUCCUCUUGUGUCAAGGCUUUGAGCACAAAGACUGUGACAUAUCACUGGGCCCAGCACCUAGAUAAUGUGCUUGUUCUGCCUUAAUUCUCCCCACAGGGAACAUAAUGACAUAUUUUUUAGUCAAUCACCUGGGUGAAGUAGUGUUCUCUCCUGCCUGGGCCUCAGCAUCAGAAGAACAUGUGGCAUACUGCUGGACACAGCACCCAGGUGAUUUGGGUCUUCUCUGCUCCCUGAUCUUUGCCAGUAGUGGGGAUUGUGAACUACUGCUUAACCCAGCACCUAAUUUUUCUGACUCACUUCUUUUGCUAAAUCCUAAAAGCAGUGGGAAUUGCAACAUAUUGUGGGAAGCAGCAACUAGGUGAUGUGACUCUCCUCUCUUGCCUGGGCCCUGCCCACAUUGGGCAUUGUUACAUAGUGCUGAGUUCAUCACCUAAGUAACAUUAUGGUUCUCCUCUGCUUGGGACCUGUCGAUAUGAAGGAUUGUCGGAUAUCACCAGGACCAGAACCCAGCUGAUAUGCCUCUUUUUCCCUGAUCCUGCUUUCAGUGCAGAUUGACAUAUUCCUGUCCUAGCAUCCAGGUGAGGUGACUCUUCUGCCUGAUCUCUCCCUACAGGUGGGAUUGUGACAUACACUUGGGCUCAGCUCACUGGUGUAAUAAUGACAAUUAUACCUUAAUCCAGCAAAUAGGAGAGACACUGACAUUUUUCCUAGUCUUAGGGCAAUGUGUGAGGUCUGGCUGUUUCUAGUACAAAGGUCAGAGAAAAUUACAAUACUCAUGCAUAUUUUAUAAGGCUUUCGGUUGGUACAGAAAAUGUCAUAACAGGGCUCACACGUGAGACUGUGACUCUCAUAUGCACACCCAGCCAACAGUCAGAAUUUUAACUUACACACAUGUAAAGGUCUCAAAUCUCACCUGUAAAUGCAGUUUGCAGUUAGAAUUGUGACUUUUUAGGAGGCAGCCACAGGUAGAAUGGUGACUGACUUCUGAAUGCAACUGACAGGCACACUGACGACUCUCAUUCCUGGAUACAGCAAAGUAGACACAGGUUGGCUCUCAUACCUGGGCUUAGGGCAACAGGUAAAGUCAUGUGUCACACCAGCCCAAAAUCCUCAGAACAGAUUGUGACUCUCAUGCAUGUCAUAUAAAGCCUAUGGGUGAUACAGAAAAUGUCAUAACAGUGCCAAUUACACAGGUGAGAUUGUGAUCCUUAAAUGCACACCCACCCAAAACUAAGAAAGUAAGAGUUGUGACUCUCCCACAAGGACAUACCUUACCUUUGAGGUUUGAAGCUGAUACCCAGAGGCAGCUGAAAGUUAAAAU
Callithrix jacchus (white-tufted-ear marmoset) is the source of this 5847-nucleotide messenger RNA. Lineage: Eukaryota; Metazoa; Chordata; Mammalia; Primates; Cebidae. The record is from RefSeq and is a predicted model, not a curated record.